CUCCGUCUAAUAGUUUUAUGCUUCUUUUUCUUUUUUUUGUAUCUUUUCUCUCUCUAAUAUUGUUUCUUUCUUUCACACCUAAAAGAAAGUCAGCGCCGUCCUUUCUGCCUUCUCUGCCUGUCUCUCCUUUCUGCCCAAUUUGCUUCAGAAAACGCAGAGUCAAGAUUGGGUUUUUGAAAGUUUCUAGGUUGAUUGGGGUUCUGGAAAUGGCUGAGGAUUGGGAUCUUUAUGCAGUGGUGAGGAGCUGUUCGUCUGCUGCCAAUACCACCGCCACAGCAAGCAAUGAUUUCACGAAUGAGAACGGUAGUAGUUGUCGUGAGGACCCUUUGGCUUGCUUGGCUUCUUUGAAGUUUGAGGAAGAAGAUGACCUGUUUUCAUUUCCUAAUCUUUCACAGCUUAGGAAAAGUGGUUCUUUGCAAGAUUCUUACAAGCCCUUUUUGCCAUACGCCGACCCCACCACCACCAGCACUAAUCAAGGUAUAGAUCCCAGCUCUUCAAGUUCUGUUCCUGGAGGAUCUAGUGGCCAACAUCAUCAGCAUCAAAGGUUGAAACAGCAGCAGGAACAACCCACCACCACCAGCAUCGGGAUUAGCCCUCCAUUGACCCCCACCUCCGCUCCUAUUUUUGCUUUUGGCCAAUCUGGAAACCAGCAACCACCGCAACAUGUACAGGAACAACCACAACCGCAGCAGCAAAAUCCAUUACACCGACAGCAUCAGCUGCAACAACGGGUUCAACAGCAAGAGGGUCAAAGACCUGCUGCUAUCCUUCCUUUACGGAACAUGAAUUCUCAGGCUCCAAGAUCAAGAAAGAGGAAGAACCAGCAGAAGAGAACCGUAUGCCAUGUAGCAGUAGAUAAUUUGUCAUCAGAUCCGUGGGCAUGGCGUAAGUACGGACAGAAGCCCAUCAAAGGCUCCCCCUAUCCGAGAAACUACUAUAGGUGCAGCAGCUCGAAAGGGUGCGCAGCAAGAAAACAAGUGGAGCGAAGCAAUUUCGAUCCCAACAUCUUUAUUGUUACCUACACGGGCGACCACACGCACCCUAGGCCCACCCAUCGGAACUCUCUCGCUGGCAGUACUCGAAACAAGCUAUCAACCAUUCAAAAGGCCGCAAGCAAAGAUUCUGCCCCGGAAGCCUUGCCUAGUGCUUCUUGCUCCUCUCCUCGCUCCGCCACGAGCCUCUCUCCCACAACCCCACUUUCAGCUCCUGAAGACGCCGCCGCUCCCCAACACAACACUGAUGAUAUUAAUGGAGGUGAAGAAGAGAGCGUUGACAUGACUCUUGAAACGGCUCUGGAUGGAGAAAGCGAUGAAGAUGAUGACCCUCUGAUUCCCAACGAUCAUGUAGAUGAAGAUCUCUUCAAGGGACUGGAAGAACUCGUUGGUGGUGCUGACGCUGGGAGUACUAGUAGUGGAUUAGGAACCAGCCCGGCCUUUGGUGAUGACUUUCCUUCUUGGGGCAGUGGUAACUCCACCGCCGCCGCUGGUGGUGGCUGCUAAACGGAUUUUCUUUUUAAUUAUUGGUAUUAUUUUUGUAUACUAAAUAUAUAAUAGUAUAAAAAUUUUUUUGGUUGGGUACAGAGAAGGAAUACUCGGAUUUUAUGUAACU
Theobroma cacao (cacao) is the source of this 1608-nucleotide messenger RNA. It is a transcript of the gene WRKY27, whose product is annotated as WRKY DNA-binding protein 27. The record is from RefSeq and is a predicted model, not a curated record. Gene Ontology annotation, molecular function: DNA-binding transcription factor activity; transcription cis-regulatory region binding. Gene Ontology annotation, biological process: regulation of DNA-templated transcription. Lineage: Eukaryota; Viridiplantae; Streptophyta; Magnoliopsida; Malvales; Malvaceae. Gene Ontology annotation, cellular component: nucleus.